GAAAGGAAGAGGGAGGGAGGGAUCGAGGGAGUGGUGACAGCAAUAUAAAACACAUGUCCAACUCUUUACUCCUUCACUCUCCUACUUUUUCACUCUCGUUCAUCCUCUGCAACUCUUUCCACAUCCGGUCACCAUGUCUGACAUCCAGCAAGCCAUGGUGAUGCUCAUCACAGCCUUCCACAAGUACUCUGGGAAGGAGGGGGACCCGCUGACCCUCACCAAGAACGAGCUGAAGAACCUGCUCCAGGCCGAGCUGGGAGAAAUUUUGGGGCAGACAGCCAAAGACCAGUCAGCUGUGGACAAGAUUUUCAAAGAGCUGGACAGAGACGGAGACAACACUGUCGACUUCAAGGAGUACAUCCAUUUGGUGUGUUCUCUCACUAUGCUCUGCAACGAGUUCUUCAUCAAGAAGAAGUGAAGCAUCCUCUUGUGACUGUCCCCAGUCCUGUCCCCGUAUUUGUACACACUUUCACAUAGUUUCACUGAGAUUCAUCAAUACAAAUAAAUAGAUGUACUGAAGACAAGCUCAUCCUUGAUAAUGCAUGUAUAAAUAAAUGCGAUGAUUUGUUAUGAUGAAAAUAAAGAGAUACGAUAAACCAUU
Messenger RNA from Anguilla anguilla (European eel), 601 nucleotides. RefSeq names its product ictacalcin-like. NCBI's taxonomy places the organism in Eukaryota, Metazoa, Chordata, Actinopteri, Anguilliformes, Anguillidae. Gene Ontology annotation, molecular function: transition metal ion binding; calcium ion binding. The record is from RefSeq and is a predicted model, not a curated record. Bases 134 to 418 code for a protein of 94 amino acids. The transcript has 3 exons.